Molecule: messenger RNA, 558 nt
Organism: Acanthaster planci (crown-of-thorns starfish)
Lineage: Eukaryota; Metazoa; Echinodermata; Asteroidea; Valvatida; Acanthasteridae
Product: ficolin-2-like
Source: RefSeq, a predicted model, not a curated record
AUGCUCUUAGAUGCAGUCCAUCAUUCUAAAGGUAUCUACCCAUCUAUGCAGAUGCUGGUCUACUGUGACAUCGAAACUGAUGGCAGGGGCUGGAUCGUGUUCCAGAGACGACAAGACGGCAGCGUGGACUUCUACCAUAACUGGACGAGUUCACCUCGUCAUGGCUCAUUGAUUAUAAUGACCAUUCGCUCAGUACUCAAGCAAAAACGUCGUUGUGGUUUAUUUCAGGGCACCAGUUCUAGAAGCGGCAUCUACACCAUCUACCCAGGAUUCGGUGCUGACGGUCUUCGUGUCUACUGUGACAUGGAAACUGAUGGCGGGGGUUGGAUCGUGUUCCAGAGGCGACAAGAUGGCAGCGUGGACUUCUACCGUAACUGGACCGAGUACCAGUCUGGCUUUGGUGAUCUGUCCGGUGAGUUCUGGUUGGGCAAUGACAACUUGGCGAAACUGACAUCUGAUGAUUCGCAUGAAAUAUGGGAGCUACGAGUUGAUUUAGGGGACUGGGAGAACAACACGGCUUGGUCAAAACUAUAUCAAGUUGAACAGCAGCGAGAAUGA